This is a messenger RNA of Aphanomyces invadans, 3365 nucleotides long. RefSeq lists its product as hypothetical. NCBI's taxonomy places the organism in Eukaryota, Oomycota, Saprolegniomycetes, Saprolegniales, Verrucalvaceae. Gene Ontology annotation, biological process: cell surface receptor signaling pathway; phosphatidylinositol metabolic process. The transcript has 6 exons. Gene Ontology annotation, molecular function: phosphatidylinositol kinase activity; transmembrane signaling receptor activity. The record is from RefSeq and is a predicted model, not a curated record. Bases 740 to 3334 code for a protein of 864 amino acids. Gene Ontology annotation, cellular component: membrane.
GCCACUUUCCUCGUCGUAUGAUGCUCCCAACAAGAAGAAGGCAGGACGGGCAUGGGCUUCAGAUAGGGGGGAGCGAGUUGGCGGCGUCAAGCUUGUUCAGAUGAACGAGGGAUAUCCAACCUGUUUCAAGUUUGACACGAAGGAUAUGGAACCUUCCGGCGAGAUCGGCGCGCCUCCCCACCCACAGAUAUGUACAUCGUGAUGUUGCCGAACGGACGGUCGCCAGAGCGGUUCGUGUGCGACGAUCGAGGGCGACCGUCCUUCGUGGAACACUGGUCCGCCAUGCCUUCCGACCCACUCGCCGACGCAACCAACGCUUCCAACCCCACUACUACUUGCCACCUGAUGCGACCGAAUUCAAUGCAUUCGACUGGACGAAUCGCGCGUGUCGUAUUUUAAUACAACGUUCUACUGCAGCAUCUGGGUGGGCGACGACGAUCUGGUCUAUCAAGCGUUCGCAGCCCGACGACUGUCAUCGGCCCCGCGAGUCGCCGGCGCCACCACGGCAAAGACACCGCACCCUACAGCGAAUCUGCUCUCGAUCGGACCUCGCGUGCCGGCGCAUGGAGAACCCGUGGUCCACGAGAUGAAAAGGCCAGUGCGGCCUGAUUACUGCGGUCGCCCGCCCCAUACAACAAUCAAGUCAACGUUUGGAGUCAGCACGUCCGGAUAAGGUAACCGGAUAUCGCCGGCGCCGUGGCCAAGUUUCACAGCGCAACAACGCAGCACCAGGAACAGCAUGCUGGAAGCGGCGGCAGAGGUCGUCGCGACGACAGCAGCGGCGGUCCUUGCAACGAAUGCGACCAACAGUACAAGCAUGAGCGCCGUAGCUGCCACUGGUUAUGCGUCUCCGAGAAAUGGUGUGGCUGCCCUGCGCUUUGUGUUCACAAUUCUUUCGAUUCUUGGGUGCGCAGUCGUCGUGCUCAGUUACAUCCUGUUUCUUCCUCUCCGCAAGGGCGCGAACGCGCUGGUCGUAUCCAUCGCGAUUUGCGCCUUGGGGAUGCACAUCACGAUGUUUGCCCAGACCGGGUUCAAGGGCCCAUUGUCCGAGAACGUCGACUGCGAUGUGUCGGUCGCGGCGCUGACUCAGUUUUUCGUGUUGGGCCAAGAGAUCUACCUCUUCACGAUGAUCCUUGAUUUGUACUCGACCACGCGAAACCCGUUUACGUUCACGCGCACUUCUGUCUACCACGUGUUUGUCCUGUCGGUGUCGCUCGUUGGCGCUUAUUUGUUUUCGCUCAACUCGCGCGCGAUUGGGUUCACCGAGCUCGGCGUGUGUUGGUUCCGGUCCCGCGACGACAACGCGUCCGUGUGGCUGCACAUAUACUUUGUCGCUCCGCUCGCGUUUCUGUACGGGAAAGGGUUCAUGCUAUUCAUUGUGGCGCGGAAUCGCAUCCAAGACGGGUACGAUGACAUUACGACCUCCGCCGCCCGCAUCUUGUCCCUGCGCCACAUGCGUGUGUACAUUGGCAUGUCUGCGCUGUACUGGGUCAUCAUGGGGAUGGGGUCGAUCGCGAUUCUGUUUUGGAUUCCCCUGGAAGACACGGUCGCCGUGCCUCGGCGGAGAACCCAAGUCUUUUACGAGUUCUGGAUGCUGGGCCUGUCCGUCAAAGGCACGGUCGUGUUUGUCCUGUACACAUACUUGAUGAAGCUCCCAGCAGUGUACUCGAUGUGGCGCCAGGGGUCGUACGACGACCUGAUGAACGUCCAAGGGGUGCACUGGGUGCUUCGUCGCGACGUGCUGUACUUUGCUCGCAUGGGCAUCUGCGAAUCGAUAUCGUCUGCAGUCGAGUGGAUCCCGGAAGGUCCGUCUGCGUACGCGGUGCGGUCGCUCGAGCUCGUCGGUCGCCAUGAAUCCCACAAGGCACUGUUCCACGAGUUUGAAGCUGCGUCGUUCGCGCUGAUCCGGUCGCUGUCGGGCAUCACGGCCGACGCGUUGGGUCACAGCAUGCGAGUGCACACGCAAGAGCGGUUCAGCGAAGGCAAGAGUGGGGCGUUCUUAUACUACACGGGCGAUCAAAAGUUUAUUGUCAAGACGUGCACCGAAGCCGAGCAACGCUACCUCAUGCAAAUCCUGCCGUCGUACAUUGCGCAUCUCCAAAUGUACCCCAACUCGUUCUUGUCUCGCUACGUCGGGUGCUACGAGCUGGUCGUGUACGAUCAAACGAUUCGGUUCAUCGUGCUGGCCAACAUUUUGCAAAACCCGAGCGUCGUCGUUGACGAGUUUUACGACUUGAAGGGAUCGUGGGUUGGCCGGUAUGAAAAUCCGCACGUGUUGAACGUCCGCAAGGUGUGCAAGUACUGCGGGAAAGAGUUUGUGGUCGGUAUGACGCAGGAAAUGUGCGCGAUGAACCCGAGUCGCAAGCAAGGCCACAUUCAAGACAUCUGCGGGAAGGACUUGAACUGGGGCGCGCGCCAGAUCUCGCUCCACGAAGACUUGGCGGACGCGAUUGCGGACCAGCUCGCGACCGACUCGGAAUUCCUCCGGUCGAUCAACUCGAUCGAUUAUUCGUUGAUUGUGGGACUGCAUACCAACGCCCACAUGGCAGGCCAGGCCAUGGACGGAAGCAGCCAGGAUGUCGAAGACGCGAUGCAGCCAGGCGCGAUCUCGACCGUGACGCGGGACCCGUACGACCUCACGCUGCUUGGGCUGCAAAAGAAGAAGCACCAGCGCAGCAUCACGUCGUCGUCUACCGCGACCACAAACACAACCGCAACCAACCAAAACCUCAUGUGCUCGCCGACGACGUCGGACGUGAAGGCAUCGGCUGGGUACCAUCCGAUCACGUCGACCAAGGCGGCGGCGUCGUCGAGUGGGUCGGUCAACCACAUGCAAUCGCCUGCCCAGAACGCGCUGCUUCCUCGCCCCGGCCUCGGCCACAACAACGAAUGCGUCGUGUACAUGGGGAUCAUUGACAUUUUGACCCCAUGGAGCGUGCGCAAGCAGCUGGAGCACUGGAUUCGCGUGUACGUGCAAUGUCUCGAUCGGCUCGGCAUCUCGUGUGUCGACCCCAAGUACUACGCGCAACGAUUCCGGGAUCGCGUCGUCAACACUGUCAUCCGAGGCCAGCGCACGCCGGACCUGUCGACACAACUUGUGGGCGACACCAACACGUCGCAACAACCGCACCGACUCAACUUGAAGCUGCUCAACCCGCAGCCCAUCGGGCCGUCGUCUCUCGAUGGGUUGACUGGCAUGCGCAACACGACGUUGGUCGCAAGCGACUUUACGGGGUCGAAUUUUGUGUGGGACCACCAGCGCCCGUCGUCGUCCAAGUCCAACUUGAGUUCGUUUCCGAGUGUGAACAGCGGCCACGGCCCGGUGCUGCGGUAGUAUUUUUAUCCCCAAAAAAUCGGUGUUGCCA